This is a messenger RNA of Linum tenue, 752 nucleotides long. The record is from the annotation of a GenBank genome assembly. NCBI's taxonomy places the organism in Eukaryota, Viridiplantae, Streptophyta, Magnoliopsida, Malpighiales, Linaceae.
CCCCCAAUACCAAUACCCCGCCGUCGCCCGUCGCUGCUGCUUCCAUUGUUGAAACUUCCCAGUCAAACUAAAUUGGGUUUGGAAAGGGGAAAGAUCUCUCCAUUUCCCAGUCCUGAAUCAAAUUCCAGCCUCAGGAAGGAGAAACGGGAACAACCGGGAGAGCUAGGGAGAGAAUUAGAGACCACUACUUGCCUCCGGUGACCUCCCAAGGCAGAUAUUAUCUCGUCAACGGCGGAGGCGAGCCAGAAUGGAGAAGAGAGCAAGACCUUCUUUUAAUCCAAAUAGUUAAAGUCUCCUUCCUUGUCAAGUUGAAGUCUCCUUCCUCUCAUCCCUCCAUUCUUCUCCGUGUCUUUUCUACAUCCCUAGCUUCAAGUCCUCAACCUCCAUUUCUUCCGAUGAUCUGAGCGAUGGGCGGCGGCAAUCGAUGGUUGAGCCCUGAGGUGUAUUCUCUGUUCGCCGCGACAGGAGUUGUUGUAGGGAUUUGCGCCUUUCAGCUUAUCCGCAACAUCUCCGGCAAUCCUGAAAUCAUGUUAACCUCUUUUCCUCAGUAUUUAUUGCUGCAGAGGUAUAUAAAUGUUGAAAUGUCUCCACUGUCUCGGUUGACUGGUUUGCAGCCACUGUUGGAUCUUUGGCAGAAACAGCUGCCUCGUCUUAGUCGCCUAUCUUCCAGCUGUAGUCUUAUUGGGUAUACGAAUAAUGUAGAGCUUGUGUUGAACAAGGAAAUUGUUAUUGCUUUCCAGAGGAAGAUUGGG